UAAAAAACGACUUCCCAUGAUGCAAAUGUUGAAAAAUUAUAUUUUCACUUUCACAUUCAUUGAUUCGAAUGCCCCACUUAACCAUAACCGGAUUUUUUUUGAAGACAUCAAGGAUUGUAACUAAAAAACAAAGAUUUGUCCUCAAGUAGUACUGGGCAGCCAUGCCUCGCUUUGUUCUGCUUGUGAGUCUCGUAGUUCUGCCUGUUCACCUUUGGGCUGCAGUCACUCAAGAUCACGCUUCAUUCCCCACAUCAGUCAAUGGAGAACCAUUCCCAUGGAACAAAAUGAGACUUCCAGACACAGUAUCUCCACUUCAUUACCAUCUUCUUAUCCACCCCAACCUUACAAGUUUAGACUUUACAGGAUGGGUGCAGAUCCAAAUUGAGGUCCAUGAAAACACCAGGAAUAUCAUACUGCACAGCAAGGAUCUUCAUGUCUCUAAUGCAAGGUUGCUAGGUUCAGACAUAGGUCAGCUACAGGCCCUGAAGGUGCUAGAGUACCCAUACUUCCAGCAGAUUGCACUUAUAUCUGAUAAUGCACUUCUGAAGAGGGGUCAUAUUUAUUCAGUUGAACUGGAGUUUGCCGCCAACCUCUCUGAAAGCUUUCAUGGAUUUUACAAAAGCACAUACCGCACCAGCAAAGGAGACAUCAGGGCUGUGGCCUCCACACAGUUUGAGCCGACUAGUGCCCGGGCAGCCUUUCCCUGUUUUGAUGAACCUGCCUUCAAAGCAAACUUUUCCAUACGGAUUCGCAGAGAGGCAAAGCAUAUUGCCCUCUCAAACAUGCCUAAGCUGAGAACAUUAGAGCUACCAGACGGCCUGUUUGAGGACCAGUUUGAUGUGAGUGUAAAGAUGAGCACAUACCUGGUGGCCUAUAUUGUCUCGGACUUUGUGUCUAUCAGCAAGAUGAGUCAGCAUGGAGUCCAGAUUUCAGUGUAUGCUGUGCCAGAGAAGAUCGACCAGGCAGAGUUUGCUCUGGACGCUGCAGUGAAGCUGCUCGACUUUUAUGAUGACUAUUUUGACAUUCCGUAUCCUCUACCCAAACAGGAUCUUGCUGCUAUCCCAGACUUCCAGUCUGGAGCGAUGGAGAACUGGGGUCUGACCACCUACCGGGAAUCAGGCCUUCUUUUUGACCCACACAAGUCUUCUGCUUCUGACAAGCUGGGCAUCACGAUGAUCAUCGCUCAUGAACUGGCCCAUCAGUGGUUUGGUAACCUAGUGACCAUGCAAUGGUGGAAUGAUCUGUGGCUGAAUGAAGGUUUUGCCAAGUUCAUGGAGUUUGUGUCUGUUAACAUCACCAAUCCUGAACUGCAAGUUGAGGAUUAUUUCUUGGGGAAGUGUUUCGAGGCGAUGGAGGUAGACUCCUUAAGCUCCUCUCACCCAGUGUCCACACCGGUGGAGAACCCUGCUCAGAUACAGGAAAUGUUUGAUGACGUUUCCUAUGACAAGGGGGCUUGUAUUCUGAACAUGCUGAGAGAGUUUCUGACCCCAGAUGACUUCAAAUUGGGCAUUGUGAGAUACCUAAAACGCUACAGUUACCAGAAUACGGUCAAUAGUAACCUGUGGGAAAGUCUGACCAAUGUGUGUGACUCUGAUGGGCUGGAUGAGGGCAGACUGAAGGGUGAUGAAUCUUGCCGGCGCACGGUCUCACACUCUGGAGCUUCUAAAUGGCACUCUGAGGAUGAGCUGGAUAUUAAGGCUAUGAUGGAGACAUGGACAUUGCAGGAGGGCUUUCCACUCAUUACGGUGGAGGUCAGAGGUCGUGAAGUCAGACUAAGUCAAGAGCGUUACCUCAAGAGUGAUGACCUCUCACAAACAUCUAGCUUUCUGUGGCACGUUCCAUUGACUUACAUUACCAGCGGCUCAACCACAGUGCACCGCUUCCUGCUUAAAACUAAAACAGACGUGUUGUAUCUGCCAGAGGAGGUGGAAUGGAUCAAGUUUAAUGUGGACAUGAGUGGAUAUUACAUUGUGCACUAUGAGGGUUCUGGCUGGGAUGACCUCAUCAUGCUACUCAAACACAAUCACACGGCGCUCAGCAGCAAUGACCGGGCCAGCCUCAUCAACAACGCCUUCCAGCUGGUCAGUGUUGGGAAGCUUCCCCUGGAUAAGGCUUUAGACCUGACCCUGUAUCUAAGCAAAGAAACUGAGAUUAUGCCAGUGACACAGGGCUUCAGUGAGCUUGUGCCUCUGUACAAACUGAUGGAGAAGAGAGACAUGGUGGAGCUGGAGAAUCAGAUGAAGGGCUACAUACUGCAGCUGUUCAGGAAGCUCAUCGACCAGCAGUUGUGGACUGAUGAUGGCUCUGUGUCUCAGAGGAUGCUGCGCAGCUACCUCCUCAUGUUUGGCUGUGUGCGGGGUCAUCCUCCCUGUGUCAGCACCGCUACACAGCUCUUCAACCAGUGGAGGGACUCAGAUGGCAAUAUGAGUCUUCCCAAUGACGUGACUAUGGCUGUGUUUUCUGUUGGCGCCCGGACUGAGGAUGGCUGGGAAUUCCUGUUUGAGAAGUACAAGGAGUCCAUGUAUGUCUCGAUGAAGAGCAGGAUAAAGAUGGCCCUCACGACCAGCCCUCUCGAUCACAAGCUAAAAUGGAUGAUGGAGCAGAGUCUGCUGGGAGAGGUGAUGAAGACUCAGGAUCUUCCAUAUGUUGUGACUUCAGUCAGCAAAAAUCCUAAGGCUUACAAACACGCAUGGGACUUUUUAAAAGCUAACUGGGAUGCUCUAAUAAAGAAGUUUGAUCUUGGCUCACACUCUGUUGCACACAUGGUGGUAGGAGUGACCAACCAGUAUUCCACCAGAGAAAUGCUAGCUGAGGUUCGUAAUUUCUUCAGUUCCUUGCGGGCUGAGACUGGAGCAGACCAGAGAUGUAUUCAGCAAGCCCUGGAGAACAUUGAAGAGAACAUUCGCUGGAUGGACAAGAACCUCCCCUUACUGAAGGCCUGGCUGCACAGACACCAUGAGCAGCACAAAAAUACAGAGCUGUGAAGCACUGCUACUGAAAAAGUCAUUGCUGUAUACAUUUUAUUUUGCAAUUUAAAAUGAUGCAUGAAUGUUGAUGAGAACAUUGAUGUGCUAAAGUGUGUGAAAUAACUGAUUCUGAAUUUGUGAAUAUAGGGUGAAUAUUUUUGAAUAGCUGUACCAUUUCUUAUAAAGGUAUGAUUUAACAUUUC
This is a messenger RNA of Carassius carassius (crucian carp), 3169 nucleotides long. Its product is annotated as endoplasmic reticulum aminopeptidase 1-like. The coding region runs from base 162 to 2984 and encodes 940 amino acids. Gene Ontology annotation, cellular component: cytoplasm. NCBI's taxonomy places the organism in Eukaryota, Metazoa, Chordata, Actinopteri, Cypriniformes, Cyprinidae. The transcript has 19 exons. The record is from RefSeq and is a predicted model, not a curated record. Gene Ontology annotation, molecular function: peptide binding; zinc ion binding; metalloaminopeptidase activity. Gene Ontology annotation, biological process: proteolysis; peptide catabolic process.